GCGAACCCCAUCAGACGAUCGCGGCACCUCGCACAUCACAGAUCUAUUAUCGCCGUUCUCGUUUUCCAAUUUUGACUGAGUUUUUGAUAAUUUUUUUCUGCCGAUCCGUUGGAUUUUCUAAUUGUUCCUGCUUACCGUUUCGAUUUUUUUCAUUACUUUUGUCGUUUGUCUAAUAUUAACAGACAAACAAUCAAAAUGGUUAAGAAGAACAAGAUGUACGUUAUCAAGCGAAAUGGAAACAAGGAAGAGAUCCAUUUCGACAAAAUUACGUCGAGAAUCCAAAAACUGUGCUAUGGACUGGAAAUGGACUAUGUCGAUCCUACGGCUAUUACUCUCCGUGUUAUCAAUGGGCUUUAUUCUGGAGUUACAACUGUGGAACUUGAUAACUUAGCUGCUGAAACCGCUGCCACAAUGACUACAAAACAUGCAGACUAUGCAAUUUUAGCUGCUAGAAUAGCAAUCUCAAAUUUACAUAAAGAAACCAAGAAAUGCUUCAGCGAUGUUAUGAAUGAUUUACAUAACAUGAUUGAUCCAAUCACCAAAGAACAUAUUCCAAUGAUAAGCAAACAUCAUAAUGAACUGAUACAAAAGCACAAAGAUAAAUUGAAUUCUGCAAUUAUCUAUGACAGAGAUUUUGGAUAUAACUACUUUGGAUUUAAAACAUUGGAGAGAAGCUAUUUAUUGAAAAUCAAUGGCAAAGUUGUUGAAAGACCACAGCAUAUGCUCAUGAGAGUCGCUGUUGCUGUUCAUGAAGAAAAUCUUGAUAAAGUUAUUGAAACAUACAACUACAUGUCAGAGCGUUACUUCACGCAUGCUUCACCAUCACUUUUCUCAGCUUGUACUGGACGCCAACAAAUGUCAAGCUGCUUCUUGUUGACAAUGACUGAAGAUAGUAUUGAAGGUAUUUAUGACACAUUAAAGAGAUGUGCUCUAGUAAGUAAAUCUGCUGGAGGCAUUGGUUUGAGUGUCCACACAAUCAGAGCCAAGGGUACAAGAAUUGCCGGAACAAAUGGAGUUUCUAAUGGUUUAGUUCCUAUGUUAAGAGUGUAUAAUAACACAGCACGCUAUGUUGACCAAGGAGGUAAUAAGAGGCCAGGAGCUUUUGCAAUGUAUCUUGAACCUUGGCAUGCGGACAUUUUUGAAUUUCUUGAUCUCAAAAAAAAUACAGGCAAAGAAGAACAUAGAGCCAGAGAACUUUUCUAUGCUUUGUGGAUCCCAGAUUUAUUCAUGCAAAGAGUCUUUGAUAAUGGAAAAUGGAGUUUGAUGUGUCCUCAUGAAUGUCCAGGCUUGCCAGAUGUAUGGGGUGAAGAAUUUGACAAGCUUUAUAUGAAAUACGAAGAAGAAAAACGUUACAAACGACAAAUUGAUGCUCGUGAUUUAUGGACAGCUGUUUUGAUGUCACAAGUAGAAACUGGAACACCAUACAUGUUAUACAAAGAUGCUUGUAAUCGUAAAUCCAAUCAACAAAAUUUGGGCACAAUCAGAAGUAGUAAUUUAUGUACUGAGGUUGUACAGUACUCAUCACCUGAUGAAGUGGCAGUUUGUAAUUUGGCAUCAAUUGCUGUUAAUAUGUUUGUCCAAAUAAAUCCAAAUCAACGCACAUAUGACUUCAUGAAAUUGAAAGAAGUUGCCAAGGUUGCUACCAGAAAUUUAGAUAGGAUAAUAGACAUCAAUUACUAUCCCAUCAAAGAGGCUAAGAACUCCAACUUCAGACACAGGCCCAUUGGUAUUGGUGUUCAAGGCUUAGCUGAUGCAUUUUUAUUGAUGAGAUAUCCAUUCGAGAGUGAAGAGGCUCAGAAACUUAAUAUUCAAAUCUUUGAAACUUUAUACUACGGAGCAUUAGAAGCCAGUUGUGAAAUUGCCAAAGAAAAAGGUCCAUACUCUACGUAUGAAGGUUCACCAGUCAGCAAGGGAAUUUUGCAAUAUGACAUGUGGAACGUGACUCCUACAAAUCUCUGGGAUUGGGCAGCUUUGAAAGCAAAAAUUGCUCAAUAUGGAGUGAGAAAUUCAUUACUUCUUGCACCAAUGCCUACUGCAUCGACAGCACAAAUACUUGGAAAUAACGAAUCUAUAGAGCCUUACACCAGUAAUAUUUAUUCACGAAGAGUCUUAUCUGGAGAAUUCCAAAUCGUCAAUCCUCAUCUUUUGAAAGACUUGACUGAAAGAGAUCUUUGGGAUGAAGACAUGAAGAAUGAAAUUAUUGCUAACAAUGGCUCUAUACAGAAUAUUGAACGUAUACCCGACGAUCUGAAACAACUAUAUAAGACUGUUUGGGAAAUAUCCCAAAAGACUAUUUUGAAAAUGGCUGCAGAUAGAGGAGCUUUCAUUGAUCAAUCUCAAUCUCUCAAUGUACAUAUGGCUAAACCUACGACUGAAAAACUUACGUCCAUGCACUUCUAUGGUUGGAGGGCUGGCCUUAAAACUGGCAUGUACUAUUUGAGAACAAAACCUGCAGCGAAUGCACUCCAAUUUACUGUUGAUAAAUCAAAAUUGAAAACGGAAACUCCCUCAAAAAAUCAAUCAAUCACUGAGAACGGUAAUAGAUCAUUCAAACAAGAAGAAGAGGAAGAAGAAGAUGCUGCAUUAGUAUGUUCACGAGAGAACGGAGAUGCUUGUAUGAUGUGCAGUGCCUAAAUGUCUAUUGAGACUGCCCUCGUUUGUUAUUCCAAGGUGUGAUUUUAUUUGCAAAUCGACGACUAACUGGAGCUUGAAAAUAAUUUUUUUAUUUAAACAUUUUGUAUGACACAAUGUGACUCUUGAACGAUAGUUAUAUGUUUAUUUAUUAUGUAACCUACUCUAAGUAAUUGUUAAUUAUAAGAACAAAAAUUAAGUUAAUUAAGACCAGUGAAAAGUUUUGCUACUACUCAAUUGAUUUACUCAGCAUAUAUCUGUAAGUCGAUGAACUUAUCUAAACAUAUUACAAGUUGCAUCUAAAUAUUAACGAUUGCUUAUCAAAAAAGCGGCUAAAAUCAAACAGGAGAUGAUUCUGUGAAAACUUGAACAAAUUUUUAAGUCGUAUUGACAAAAAAUUCAACUUAUAAAAUGAUCUAAUCAUUUUGUAAAU
Trichogramma pretiosum is the source of this 3064-nucleotide messenger RNA. It is a transcript of the gene RnrL, whose product is annotated as ribonucleoside-diphosphate reductase large subunit. The record is from RefSeq and is a predicted model, not a curated record. Bases 196 to 2634 code for a protein of 812 amino acids. The transcript has 11 exons. Gene Ontology annotation, molecular function: ATP binding; ribonucleoside-diphosphate reductase activity, thioredoxin disulfide as acceptor. Gene Ontology annotation, biological process: deoxyribonucleotide biosynthetic process; DNA replication. Gene Ontology annotation, cellular component: ribonucleoside-diphosphate reductase complex. Lineage: Eukaryota; Metazoa; Arthropoda; Insecta; Hymenoptera; Trichogrammatidae.